This is a messenger RNA of Vicia villosa (hairy vetch), 759 nucleotides long. RefSeq names its product large ribosomal subunit protein eL28y-like. The transcript has 4 exons. Gene Ontology annotation, molecular function: structural constituent of ribosome. The coding region runs from base 154 to 585 and encodes 143 amino acids. Gene Ontology annotation, cellular component: ribosome; cytosolic large ribosomal subunit. Gene Ontology annotation, biological process: translation. Lineage: Eukaryota; Viridiplantae; Streptophyta; Magnoliopsida; Fabales; Fabaceae. The record is from RefSeq and is a predicted model, not a curated record.
AAACAUUUCAACCCAACAUCUUCAGUCUAACUACAAAAGCGAAUUAGGGUUUUAGAUCCAUUUUUCUCUCUACAUAUAUUGCUCUGCGGCUUUCUCUUCUUCUCAAAUCCAAAUCUCAUUUCUCAACAACAGGUUUGCACGUAGAAGAAGAAGAUGGCAACAGUACCGGGACCUCUUGUUUGGGAGAUCGUGAAGAGGAACAACUCUUUCUUGGUUAAGGAGUUCGGUAACAACACUCAGAGUGUUCAGUUUAGCAGAGAGCCAAACAAUCUCUACAACCUCAACUCCUACAAGUACUCUGGUUUGGCAAACAAGAAAACUGUUACUAUUCAGCCAGCUGGCAAAGAUCAGUCUGUGUUGUUGGCCACCACCAAGCCAAGGAAGCAGAACAAGCCUUCUGCUUUGCUUCACAAAUCUGUGAUGAAGAAGGAGUUCAGGAGGAUGGCAAAGGCUGUUCAAAACCAGGUGGCAGAUAACUACUACAGACCUGAUCUCAAGAAGGCUGCUCUUGCAAGGUUGAGUGUUGUUAACAGAAGCCUCAAAGUUGCAAAGUCUGGUGCAAAGAAGAGGAACAGACAUGCUUAAUUGAAUUAGAUUGAGAAGAGUUUAAUUGCAUGCUACAUUUUCAUGAAUUGUGUCCACCUUUUUGUAGUUUUUUCUAUUCUAGAACUGGUUUGGGAGUUUUGGAUUUCUGUCUGGUACAUUAAUUUUAUUGUCUUUUUAAAUAUAAGACCAAUACCAUAUUAUUACUGUUUUUAA